Molecule: messenger RNA, 1600 nt
Organism: Pygocentrus nattereri (red-bellied piranha)
Lineage: Eukaryota; Metazoa; Chordata; Actinopteri; Characiformes; Serrasalmidae
Product: endonuclease domain-containing 1 protein-like
Exons: 3
Coding region: 109-1032 (307 amino acids)
Molecular function (GO): nucleic acid binding; metal ion binding; hydrolase activity
Source: RefSeq, a predicted model, not a curated record
AUGUGCUGAGAGACGUGAAGGAGAGAAUCAAGAAGAAGCAGACUGCACUGGUCUCAGCAGCAACAGCAGAUUCUGUUCCUCAUCACGUCCCUCUUCCUGAGCUCCAUCAUGAACUUCCUCACUCUGGUGCUGCUUCUGCUGGCUCUCUCUGGAUGUUCCAGUGAAGUCGUAGCUGAUUUCAAGAAGACGUGUCCUGAUUUCUUUGCUAAUCCAGAAGGAACGCUGUCUCCUCCGACUGUGUUUACAGGAGAUAAUUACAAACAGAUCUGCCAAAUUCUAGGUAACACAUAUGAAUACGCAACACUGUAUGACACAGCAAACAAGAUCCCCGUCUACUCAGCCUACAAGUUUGAAGGUUUAAUGGGUUGUAAAAGACAAAGCAACUGGUACAUUGAGCCUCAGCUUGAAGACAGAAAUUUAGACCGAAAGAUGGCGUAUGGCAUAUGCGGCUUGACCCAGUUAGCAUAUCAAGCUGUUAAUGAAGAUUACAAGGAUUCAGACUAUGACAGAGGACACCUGGCUCCAGUCUACCACGCUAGGUCUCAGCACUGCUCUGAUGCCACCUUUACCCUCACCAACGCCGCCCCACAAAACAGGUCAUUCAACAGAGGCCAGUGGAAGAAGACAGAGGAAGCUGUGGCUAAAACUCUGAAGGAGAAGUGUGAGGGAAAUUCAGCCUAUAUCGUCACCGGGGUGGUUCCUGGCACUGAUAAACUAAAGAACAGAGUUCGUAUUCCCAGUUACUUUUGGACCGCUUACUGCUGUCUAGACAACAAUCAACGAGUGAAAGCUGCAAGUGGUUUCAUAGGAGGGAACAUAAAUAACCAAGUGCAAGAAAUGUCAGUGGGGGCUCUGGAUGCUAUUCUGUCCAUUCUAUAUGAUCAAAAAGUUUUCAAAGUAUUUGGUGGAAUGUGUAAUGAGUUCAACUUUGGAGACUUUUAUUGGUUUUCGGUCCUUGAAGCCUGCCAAACAAGCCAGAAUAUGAAAGAGUGUUUUGAAAUGUUUAUAAAAAAUCGGAGUCAAAAAAGUUAAUAUAUACCAUGCUGUCCUUCUACCUUUCCUGCUAUUAUGCUCUACAAUGUGCAGAAAUGUGUUCUCUAUAGAACGUGUGAACUCAUUUUCACUUAGAACACACAAUGUCAUUGUCAAUGACCAGGUGUGUUCAAACCUUUGCAUGUAAUUGUGGAUAUACAUUUGCAUCUGCAGUGUCUCAUAUUUUUUUAUUUUAAAUCAAUGCAGUUCUGUCAAUUAAUUGUCUCUAAGCACUCUGUGAACUGGUGUUUCUUUGGUAAACUGUUAUAACAAGUUAAAAUGUGUGUAAAAUCAAUAACUUCACUGUAAAUUCAGGGCAGAUUGGGGGAGAUAGUAGCUUUGGUCUGUUCAUUCUUUUGGCUUUUUAUAUAGUUAUAGUAUAUAACUUAAUUCAUAGUGGUCUUACAGAUGUGGUGUUCAGACAGGUGUAGGAGCUACUUUCACAAGACCAAAUUCAUUAAGAUCCCUCAUGAAGGCCACCACAGUGCAGCAGAGUGGACGUGUAGAGAGGAGGUGCUUUAUAAAGAAUGUCUGAGUGGAUAAUAAAGAGCUACUACUACUACUAUUA